This is a messenger RNA of Plasmodium reichenowi, 405 nucleotides long. RefSeq lists its product as hypothetical. NCBI's taxonomy places the organism in Eukaryota, Apicomplexa, Aconoidasida, Haemosporida, Plasmodiidae. The record is from RefSeq and is a predicted model, not a curated record. Bases 1 to 405 code for a protein of 134 amino acids. The transcript has a single exon.
AUGGAAGAUGAAUUAAUUAAGAAAGUGAAAAAUAUUUCACUUCAUGAAGAAAAUAAAAAUGUGUAUGAUGAGAAGAGAAGCUUGAAAAAAAAAAUAAGAGAUCUUGAAAAUAUGAUAAAUAAUACAAUUAUGGAUUUACAAACAGAAUUAUAUAAAUCUAAAGAAAAGGAAAAAGUUCAUGAAUAUGAUUUUAGUGAUAUAUUAAAAGAAUUUAAAGAUGAUGUAAAGAAAAAAAUGGAUGAAAUAAAUGAUAUAGUUGAAAAGAAAAUAGAAGAACAAAAUGUAAAACAUACGAAAUUAUUUAAUAUGUUGAUAUCUUUAAAAAAUGAAAACUCAUCAAUAAAUAAAUCUAUAUCUUUAUUAAAUGAAAAAAUACAUAUGAUACAAGAGGACAUUGGUGAUUAA